AUGGAAAUUCAACAACAUCGUGGAGCAAAGCAGUUCCAGUGUGAAACUUGCUUGAAGAACUUCACGACCAAAAAUAUUUUAAACCGGCAUUUCUGCUCACAUACCAGUGAAAAGUCAUACAUAUGCAUUGUAUGUGAGAAUGGGAUCAUAAGUUCUGGUCAUUUAACCGCACACAAGCGUAUAUAUGCUAAUGAGAAACCAUACAUAUGCGAUGCAUGUGACAACGGAUACAGAAGUUUUAAUAAUUCAAACACACACAAGCGCAAACAUACUAGUAAGAAGUCGUACAUGUGCGGUGUAUGCAAGAAAGGAUUUAGAAGUUCCAGUAAUUUAAACACGCACAAGCGCACACAUACUGGUGAGAAGCCACACAUAUGUGAUGUAUGCAAUAAAGGAUUUAGAAGUUUUGGUCAUUUAACCGCACACAAAUGCAUACAUACUGGUGAGAAGCCGUACAUGUGCAAUAUAUGUGAGAGAGGAUUCGGAAGUGCCAGUAAUUUAAACACGCACAAGCGCACACAUACUGGAUUUAGAAGUUCUGGUCAUUUAACCGUACACAAGUGCAUACAUACUGGUGAGAAGCCGUACAUGUGCGAUGUAUGUGAGAGAGGAUUCCGAAGUUCCAGUAAUUUAAACACGCACAAGCGCACACAUACUGGUGAGAAGCCACACAUAUGUGAUGUAUGCAAGAAAGGAUUUAGAAGUUCUGGUCAUUUAACCGCACACAAGUGCAUACAUACUGGUGAGAAGCCGUACAUGUGCGAUGUAUGCAGGAAAGGAUUUAGAAGUUCUGGUCAUUUAACCGUACACAAGCGCAUACAUAGCGGUGAGAAGCCAUACAUAUGCGAUGUAUGUGAGAAAGGAUUCGCUAGUUCAUGUAAUUUAAACUCACACAAGCACAUACAUACUGGUGGGAAGCCAUACAUAUGUGAUGUAUGUAAGAAAGGAUUUAGAAGUUCUAGUGGUUUGAACAGACACGCGCACAUGCAUACUGGUGAGAAGCCGUUCAUGUGCGAAAUAUGUGAGAAAGGAUUCGCAAGGUCUGAUAAUUUGAAAACACACAAGCGCGUACAUACCGGUGAGAAGCCAAACAUGUGCAAUGUGUGCAAGAAAAACUUUACGUCUUCUAGUCUUUUGAAUCAACACAGGCGCACACAUACCUGA
Molecule: messenger RNA, 1164 nt
Organism: Thelazia callipaeda (thelaziosis nematode)
Lineage: Eukaryota; Metazoa; Nematoda; Chromadorea; Rhabditida; Thelaziidae
Source: the annotation of a GenBank genome assembly